Plasmodium vivax (malaria parasite P. vivax) is the source of this 1647-nucleotide messenger RNA. RefSeq lists its product as hypothetical. The coding region runs from base 1 to 1647 and encodes 548 amino acids. The record is from RefSeq and is a predicted model, not a curated record. NCBI's taxonomy places the organism in Eukaryota, Apicomplexa, Aconoidasida, Haemosporida, Plasmodiidae. The transcript has a single exon.
AUGCAAGACGCAGAAAGGAAAAAAGAAAAACUGAAAUUUAAGCUGAACUGCGGGGAGAAAAAGAACCUCAUCAGCGUAAGCAUUAGAAAAAAUGAGCCGAUUGCCAGGAGCAGCCACGUAAAUGGGAGCGGCAGCCCCCAUGUGAGCAGUGCCAGUACGCCGAGCAACAACAUUAGUGGGGUGGCUAAGAGGAGCCCUAUGGAAAAAGGACCCAUAAAGGGUGUCUCCAAAAAUAUCAAAAUUAAUCUGGCGGGGUCCAAGGGCAUUAUGCAAAAGAGCGGGAUGACCACCAAUCGAGUGAACCACGCCAACUCGAAUAGUUCUUUAACAAAAGACAACAGCAGCAGCAGUAGCGUUAGUCAUGCGAAGCAGGUCGGCGGUAAUGUCAGCGCCCCCGGAAAGGCGACCACCCCGAACAACGCUAGCAGCGACAGCAAGUACUACGGCUCGAACGUUAACCCCCACGAAAGCGCGACCUUCAACGAUAGUCUUAAUCUGCACGACAGCGUAGGCUUUAACGACAGCAUAAGCUUCAAUGACAGCUUAAGCCUCAGGGAGAGCAUCAACCUGAACGACAGCCUGAACCUGAAGGACGCGGGCAUCCACAGUGAAAAUCUGAACGGCACUGGGAAUGUGAGCGAGUACGUCGGUAGCGGUGGCGGCGGAGGAGGAAGUGGCGUUGCGGUGAACGUGGCGAGCAUGACAAACGCCGCUUCCCCCACUUCCGCCGCGAAUGUGACGAACGCCGUAUCCACCGCUUCCUCCCCGACCGGCGGAGGGGUGCAGCUGCGCCACGGAAGCAAGUCCCCCCUCCUCAAAAGUAACCUAAAAAUAUACUACAAAAACGAGUUAAUCCCCUUCUCGUUCCUUUACCACAAAAUCCUGACGAUUCUAAAGUCGCACUACACUAACCAUAUUACGAACAACCCGGGAGUGGCGAACAAAGGCAUAUCCUUUUUCCACAUAGAAAACAUGCUAAUCAAUUUUGGGUUCAAAGGGGUAGACAUAAGUAACCACGCUUUGUUGAGCUACUUGGCCUCAUCGAAGCAAAUAAAAGUAGAUUUGAAUGAAAAAAGAAUUUGCUACGUGAAUCCCUACGUAGACAUAACAAGCGUCACUUCUUUGCUACACAAAAUAAACAAGCAUGGGUUUCUUUACGGGUACGAAAUUAAUGAUGAUUUAAUAAACACCAAUAAAGAUAUCUACAAAUGGAUUAACACUCUGCUCUAUGAAAAGAAAGUUCGCUGCAUACGAUCGAAUAACAGCCAUUUGAGAGGGAAAUUAAAAUGCAAACAUUUGCCAUCCUUUUGUGAUAUCUAUGCAAAAAAUAAAUGUGACAAUUGCUUUUACAAUUUAAAGGGGUAUAUCUUCUUCCCCCUUUCUUAUGAACACAUAGAACAGCAGCGCUACUCCAUCACCAACGACAUUAAAAACCUGUGGGACGAAAUUACGCUGCCCAACCUCGACAGCAUUUUGAAAGAGUACAAACUGAAGUCCACCAACAAGGUUUUCGUGCACGACAAUGCCCCCAAGAGGAAAAACAAGGAGGACAAGUUCUCCCCCGUCGUUAAGAAAAUGAAGCGCAUCUACAACACCCACUUGUUCACGGCCGACGAGAUUAAAAAUGAGUUCAUGCAGAAGAAGUGA